This is a messenger RNA of Indicator indicator, 1290 nucleotides long. RefSeq names its product alpha-1-antitrypsin-like. NCBI's taxonomy places the organism in Eukaryota, Metazoa, Chordata, Aves, Piciformes, Indicatoridae. Gene Ontology annotation, molecular function: serine-type endopeptidase inhibitor activity. The record is from RefSeq and is a predicted model, not a curated record. The transcript has 4 exons. Bases 1 to 1290 code for a protein of 429 amino acids. Gene Ontology annotation, biological process: negative regulation of endopeptidase activity.
AUGAAAAUGAAGUCUGCAUUGUGUUUGUGCCUGUUAUUUCUUGGACUUCAAGUCCAGGGUCAAUACAGGUCCAACUUCAAUGAUGAACAGCAGGAACAAAAAAAGCCCCAUUCUCUGGAAGACCAUUUUAAAGAUGAAGGUGAAAACUUGGCUCAUGUCAAGAUAAUCCAUAGCAAUGCUGACUUUGCAUUUAGGUUUUACAGGCAGGUCAGAGAGGAGGCAGGCAACAAGAAUAUUUUCUUCUCUCCUUUGAGCAUCUCCACUGCCUUUGCAAUGCUCUCUCUGGGGGCCAGAUCAAACACUCUUAGUCAGUUGCACAAAGGCCUUUUCUUCAACCUAACAGAGAUAGAGGAGCAGGAGAUCCAUCAGGGAUUUCAGCGUGUCCUCCAGCUGCUGAACAACCCUCAGCGAGAGGACCAGCUGAGCUUGGGCAAUGCUCUGUUCAUAGAUGACCGACUGAAAUUGCUCAAGAAUUUUUUGGAUGGUGUCACAAAUUUUUAUUAUUCAGAAGCUAUUUCUAGUAACUUCCAGAAUCUUCCUGAGGCUACAAAGGAAAUCAAUAAGUACAUAGAAACAAGAACCCAUGGGAAAAUUGUUGAUUUACUCGAGAGUCUUGAUGAGGACACCAUGAUGGUUCUGGUUAACUACAUUUUCUUUAAAGGCUACUGGGAAAAACCUUUCAACAAAUUGUCCACCACAGACGAAGACUUCUUUUUGGAUGACAAGAAUUCUGUUAAGGUCAAAAUGAUGCAUCAGAACAAAGUCUUCAACGUCCAUAGGGAUGAGAAGUUGUCUUGCUGGGUAGUAGAAAUCCCAUACAAAGGAAGUGCUGCUGCAUUCUUUGUUCUGCCUGAUGAAGGGGCAAUGAAGCAGGUGGAAGAUGCUCUGGUAAAAGAAACAGUGUCUAAUUGGACACAAUCAUUUAAAAAAAGAAAAAUCUACCUGGACCUUCCAAAAUUCUCCAUCUCUGGCUCCUAUGAUGUUAAGAGGCUGUUUGAGAAAAUGGGUGUGACAGAGGUGUUCAGUAACAAGGCCGAUCUCUCUGGAGUGUCAGAAAAUAUUCUUCUGAAGGUUUCCAAAGCACUUCACAAGGCUAUGGUAGAUGUUAGUGAGAACGGCACAGAGGCUGCUGCAGUGACUGUGAUAGAAAUGGUACCGUUGUCUGCAAUGAUUCCUCCUCCUCCUCGCAUCAGAUUCAACAGGCCCUUCCUGAUAAUGAUUGUUGACAAAACCACCCAGAGCAUCCUCUUCAUGGGAAAAAUUGUGAACCCAGCUGGCAAGGAAGAUUAG